ACCUAACCUUUGAAAAUGUGAGGGUACCGUAUCUCCACCAACAUGUAACGACUCCUAUCAACAUAAAUAUAAAAGUUUAUUACAUACACGACAUACAUGUGUAUGUUGUAUUCUAUAAACAAAGUGAUAACAGCCUGGAUUAAAAUGCGUAAUAAACAACUUAAAGACGGAUCUACCGAAAGAGACCCAAAGCAUUUUUUUGUCGCGAGAUUCGAGUUUGAUUGUUGGCUUAUACAUACCUACCUACCUACCCUCACAAGUGAGUUUUCGACAUCCGUGCUUGAUAUUUGGUUGACGUAAGUUUAGUUGGAUUUAACAGUGAUAUCCUGGGACUGGAGUGCUUUCAUUUAUCAUUUACGGUCGAUUGUAGUUCUCUUAUUGCACUGCAUUUAGCGGAUGACGCAAACAAGACUCUCUUUUUAGAUUCCUUUUCUAUGAAAGUUUAUCAUGAUCAUAUAUUGAUGGAUUUUAAUCACCGUGAUUUGGAAGUGUUGAGAACAUUCCUCUAAGACCGUCUACAUCAUUCUCAAAAAUCUACAAUGGCUUGUAUGCACGCAACGAUAUUCCAAUGUUCAAGCAAUGAUACGCUUUACGAUAUCGACCCCCAUAUACAAAAGUUCGAGGUCGCCGUCCUAGUCGUUUCAUGUAUAUGUGUCCUACUAGGCGUGGUCGGCAACGCGCUCAUCGUCUACAUCGUACCCAAGAAGGAUAUGCACAGUGUGUGUAAUAUAUUCGUCGCCAAUCUAGCUAUACGGGACAUCAUUUUCCUGGCAACAUUCGGUCUGGCCGUGAUCGUUGACCAUGGAGUAUUUAUCAGAAAGGGAAGUGAGUUGAGAGUUAUGCCUUUGAUCUCCGUUUAUGCCCUUACGGUGACAAUAUUGGCUACAUCUGGACUCUUGGUGGCGCUAGCUAUCGAUCGUUAUCAAUCCAUUGGCCAUCCUCUGCAAUCGCGUUCGAAGAAAAGCUUUUACAAAGCUCAUAUUGCAACGGCUGUAAUCUGGAUAGUCUCCUUCAUUCUUCCCAUCGUGCACCCGAUCAUGAAAACCCCCAACUCUCCGUUAUCUUGGCUCCUCGUCGUUAUCGUCAAUACAGCGGUUGCUUAUGUUCUCCCUCUCGCCACUGUCGGCAUCUGUUACGUCUUCAUCAUCAUCGCUGUUCGAAGGGGUCAAGAGGUUAGCGGCGAAUCAAACCACCUUACGCGCUGGGAAUUCAAACGCAAGAUCCGCGUACUCCGCAUGGUUGCGUACGUCGUUUUCCUCUUCUCACUAACAUGGGGCGUUUGGUGGGGGUUUAAUGUCUACAUUGCAUACGUGAAUUACAAGGGAAAACCCAUCGGUAUCCGUGACUCAAUCGCUAUGGACAUCACGGACUUGAUGGUGAUCGCGACGAGCGUCAUCAAUCCAUUCAUAUACGGUCUCACGGACGCGAAUUUUAACCGUCAUCUGAAGAGGAUACUCUGCUGGUCGUGUGCGCCGAGGAGCUUGCAUCAGCACGGGUCCACAAGGAACCCUGGGGAGAUCGUCCCAUUGGACCAUGCCGAAUAUUCGAUUGUGAAACGACGUUACAGCCAUUCUAACGGACGCCCGGAUAAGAGUGCUCUCCGAAUGAGCGCAGUGGAUAUUGAGUGCGACGUAUGAUUACUGCAAUAAUGGUAGACUUAAUCGGCGUCAGUCGAACGGUAUAUAAAAGCGAAACCUAUUGCAGAUAUCUAUCCCAAGUGUCUUCCUCACUAUGGUGUAAAAUUAAUAAACUUUUCUGAUAUUCCAAAUCGCUACAAAAUUCUGAAGUGCCAGAUGUCGUGAGAACUCAUUCUUACCAUAUUAUGGAACAGUUUAUGACGUCUCUGUGACGCGAGACGCUUAAAACAAUCCUUGGAUUUGGGACUGUUUUUUUUUUUCUGGCACUCACUUCCUUCGAAAUUCGAUCUCUUGCCCCAUUAUCAUCUUAAGAAACAUUUCCACUCCAAUCCAAUUUUGAUGUGUUAUGAUUGCCAUACGUUAAAGCUUCUAUGAUUUAGAUUGGUUAGCAAUUAUCGACUUUAUCUUGCUCUUUGAAACAAUGUUCUAUACAUCAGUUUAUUCACGAGAUCAAUCCCAUUCCUCCAAUGUUGUACAAAUCAAUAUACAUGAUAUAGGUGUAUGCAAGCACGAUAAUUCUGUCUAAGAUACACUGUGCUUCCAGUAUUAAACCUUUAAUCUUGUGAACACUUGCUUCAACCAUGUCGAUGUUUCCACCAGACAAUUGGGUUAACCAUUUUAAAAGAGUAAAAUUGACCUUUCUUUUAAUCAAAAGGUUUUUGAAAAUUGAAUACUUAUUUGUACGGCAAGUGCGAAGACCUGAUGUCACUCCAGAGAGAUGGAAACGAAAAAUAAUUAAAAAGUAGCAAUACUUUUGUUUCAGAAAGUCGCUUGUACUUCUCGCAUUUUAAGCAAAGUCUAAUAUGCACUUUCAAAUAUCCUGUGCAAGAAAGGUAGCAAUUUUCAUAAUUUGUAUCCGAUUUCUCACUCUGACAAUUUAUAUGAAAGAAAUAUCAUAUUUCAAUAUUCUUGCGUUUGAGAGGUUCUCGAUAUUUUCGGCUUUUGUUCAAAACAUUUAUAUUCCCUUAAUGUAAUAGGCUGCGAGUCUGGCUGCGGCUUCUUCUUUGUAGCAUACACAGAUUGAAAAAUUGGCUCAAUGAACCCUCAUUUAGAUUUAUCCAAUUACUAUAAUUAGAUGUUUUAGUUGGCCUAGGAUUCGAUACUUGCAUGCAUUUGUAAUUAAGGUAUGUAAAAAGUAAAUGAUUCAUUAAAAUUAUCAAUAUUGUGACCAAAAUACUUAACACUGUCAUUUAUUUGUGAUUCCAAACAUUCUGGUUGGUGUUAAUCCAGGCUAGAAUGAUGUCUAAUGAAUAAAGAAAAGUUCAACGAGCAACACGCAGAAAAUAUUCAUCAACAUCUGAUAGAAUUGACGAAUGUAUUGAAUUUUAAAGUUGAGCAAUAUUUUUUGGGAAAACUGUUAAACUGUCGUGAGUAUGCAGUGGAUUGACUGAUGGCGUGAUAUCCGAACUUCCUUGUUCCUACUUGGAAUCAUAAUCACCCGAGUAAAUCUUGUCUCACGGGUAACAAAUAAGUUUCAGCAACGAUGAUCUUAAACAAGUAAAUCAGUAGCAAAUCCUGUCUUUGAAAGAAUGUGACAUCAGUUCGCUCAUUGUAUAUUCACGACAAGCAUAGAACUAAUUCACCGGCAAAUUGGAAAACCUUAAAAUGUCAUAACUAAAAGUGUCAUUCCUCGUUCUCUUUUGAUGAUAUUUUCAGUGGUAUGUUACUUCGAUUGUCUAAUUUUACUAUCAAAUCAGAUUAUUUUCAGUUAGGGGCACCACGUUAACAGGGUGGAUGUCGACUAUUAGUAGACUUCUUAAAUAUUACGAGCCUGAUUCAAAUUUGUAAAGUACAACUUCUGGACAUUUCCACUUUCUUGAAUAUUAAUCAUGCCUGGGAAUGUAUUCAUUGGGUCUUUUGCUGCUUAACGAUGUCGACGUAAAUCGGAUCUUACGUAACAGACUCAAUUUCACAAUGGAAGACAAGAAACUAGUCUUAUUGAACACAAUGACACAUUAAUAUGUUUUUAUUUUAAUUUAACUUUAUUUCAUUUUUAUUCUUAACUUUUUGUUAUAAACAGAGAAAUUAGAAAAUGGCAUUUACAAAACCAUGAAAAAAAGAAUAUACUGUAAACCGUUCAUAUCAAUAAUAUCAUAUACAAGCUUUCUAAAUAUUGAUAUCUUGUACAAACGAGCUGAUACACAUGUAUGACCAAAAAGGCAAUGCAGAGCAAGUCUGAGGAUAUGAGGCACAUCACGGGUGCGUAACACGAAGCUUAGCGAUUGAUCGUUAGACCGAUUUCUACGAUUAAUUGUAUUGCUUAGUGUGUAUGAUCAAUCGUAAAUCAGCUCAAUGAUUGAUCGUUAAUCUUUGUGUUACCGGACACUGAUAUACUGUGCAUACUCUUGAAGAGGAUACUGUAUACAUCAUACAAUAAGCCAGUUCACGGUUAGCUAAUGAUCAACUUUUCUCAAAUGACCUUUGUGAUUUUUCAUUAGAAUGUAGAAUGUAGAUGUUGCGUAAGCUUUACCGGUAGAGUAUUCAAAUUCUAAGAACAAAAGGCAUUGUAUAGACCAGGUGACUAGAAUAGUACAUCAGGGAUAAAGUUUGGAAAUCUGUUUUAUUGUCUGCCUUUGGCACAUUUGACUAUUGUUUAGGCUACUCUCAAAUACCAGUGAUUAUGAAGGCUCUCUUUAUUACUCUUCAGCUUGGACGUGAUAAAUAUUUUGAAAAGAAUACAUGAAUAAUCAUCAAAUCACAAAUGCCUAU
This is a messenger RNA of Lytechinus pictus (painted urchin), 4346 nucleotides long. Its product is annotated as somatostatin receptor type 4-like. Bases 540 to 1637 code for a protein of 365 amino acids. Gene Ontology annotation, biological process: G protein-coupled receptor signaling pathway. The record is from RefSeq and is a predicted model, not a curated record. Gene Ontology annotation, cellular component: plasma membrane; neuron projection. The transcript has 3 exons. NCBI's taxonomy places the organism in Eukaryota, Metazoa, Echinodermata, Echinoidea, Temnopleuroida, Toxopneustidae. Gene Ontology annotation, molecular function: peptide binding; G protein-coupled receptor activity.